Molecule: messenger RNA, 1104 nt
Organism: Mixia osmundae IAM 14324
Lineage: Eukaryota; Fungi; Basidiomycota; Mixiomycetes; Mixiales; Mixiaceae
Exons: 3
Coding region: 1-1104 (367 amino acids)
Source: RefSeq, a predicted model, not a curated record
AUGCCCCCCAAGAAAGCCAAACCCAAGGGAAAACAAGAGCCUAUCGACUACGACGAAGCCCUUGAUGCAGGUGUACACCAGGAGGAACAAGCAGAGCGCUACCAGUUCGGCGACAAAGCAUUGCGAUAUUAUCACGAAUCUCUCCGUCUCUACCGGCUCGCUCAGACGUUUCGGUUCACCGGAGAUGCCAUCUACAACGAAGCGCGCGUUUUGCUAAAGCUAGGCGACACAUUCACGCCUUUUCCUCAUUGUCGAGAACUUGUCUCGCAAGCCAUCGAUCGCUUCGACGCUGCUAGACAGUAUGAAGUCAGCCGUGACGAUGCUUGCUUCAACAUGACGGCUGCCCUGACAACUCGUUACGAGAUGGACACCGACUUUGCAGGCAAUGAGCCCAUCGCGCUUGACGAUCCUCAGAGAGCGCUUAGUCUGCUGGACGAGCUCCUGGUAUCCCAGAUCUCACGCUUACAACCAGCAUCGCAAGAUGACGAUGUUCCUGAUGCAUCCCUGGGGAUGGUCGAGGAUAACGAUAUCCAGAUCACCGAGAUUGUUACGCUCGACAUUGUGCUCACGACGAUCAUCGCAAAGAGCGACGUCGAAUGUUUGCUGCCGAACCAGCAUGUCCUGCAGCCGCUCUCUGCGUCUGUAGACCUUGCCACCUUGUCUCAUCGACAAGAGGACAUCCGAGUGGCCGAGCUCGGCAGGUUGGCACACAACAUAUCGCUAUUCACAGACGCCCAGCUCGUGUCCAUACUCGACGAGCUCGUCAACGAUUUGGCAGUCGACUUACCCGCGAGUGGUCUGACGAGCCUGGCCGAGUUCUUCGUGCUCGUCGUGGAAGAGCAGCGCUUGGAUCGAGCGAAAUGGUCUACCCUCCUGCAGCUCGCGCAGAAUGCUUUCGGUCGCGCAUUGGCAAAGUUGCAAGGUGCAAUGCCGCUCAAGCCACCUUUACAGACUCACGAGCGCAAGCUCGCCCUAGCAGACUGUCAUCUUUCGCUCGCCAACGUGGACAGGUUGCAGACGGGCACAUCCCGCGGUCUGGCUGUCCAAUCCGCAGAUCGAGAACAUAGAAUGGCCGCGUCAGGUGCUACUGAUGCGAAUAGCUGA